CAAUGUAUCCCCACCUCCUUUAUCUAGCUAACCGCGUAACGAGAUGGACGGGCACAACUAUAUACAAGACAUGUAUGUCAUGUGUGCAUUGCCUAUAUAAUAGCUCAUGUUCUUACAAUGUGUAUAUAACUCGAACAAGAAACAGUUAGAGAACUUAUAUAUAGAAAAGGCUAUAUGGGGAAUUGUGCACUAAAACCAAAAGUUUUGUCGGAAACCGGAGCUCCGGCACCGGAGGAGCUUAAGGAUUCACUUCUUGAAUACCACAAGAUCGACGCUGCAAAAUCUCUUAGCAACUUGUUCCUUCAAGACAAGGCAGAGAAGAAAACGAAAGAUUGUGAAAAGAUAACAUUCGAAAAUGUUCCGGUAGCUGAAGAUCUGAAAACAGCUUUGGCGGAGGAAAAAUCUCGGAAAAAAGAGACAAAAUCUCCGGCGACGAUAGAGACAACUUCUCCGGUAGCAGAAACAAAAUACCAAGUAAUGGAGAAAGAAGCUGUUGCUGACGAGAAGAAAACACCGGAAAACAUACCGGUAACUGAAGAUCUGAAAACAGUUUUGGAGGAGGUUGCACACCCUCCGGAAACAGAGUCAAAGUCUACAGUAAUUGAGACUAACGAAGAGCCCGCUCUUGAAGAGAAAGUGAUUGACGUUGUGACUGUGAAAGAAACAGAAACAGAAACAGAAGCGAAAGCAGAGGAGGUGGGAAAAGAAGCAGCACAGUGAAACAUCCUUUAAACGCUAGUUUCUUCGUUCUUGAUAGCAACAUGCUUUGUUUCCUACUUCUUUUUUUGUUUAGAUUACGUUUCCUCGAGAGGAAAAACGCAAACGCUGGAUUUGUUAUAUGAAUUGAAAACUUCAGAUUUCCAACCCAAAAUAAGAAAAGUCUUUUUACGACUGUUAUGAUU
Messenger RNA from Camelina sativa (false flax), 902 nucleotides. RefSeq lists its product as uncharacterized. Lineage: Eukaryota; Viridiplantae; Streptophyta; Magnoliopsida; Brassicales; Brassicaceae. The record is from RefSeq and is a predicted model, not a curated record.